AUGUGGACACCUGGAACUCGUCGAAAAAUUCUUGAAGAGUCUUUUUCAACAUUACGGGAAGAAUUCGAACUUAAUCCAAAAAAACCUUCGUUCAAAUUAACGUAUACGGCUUCCAAAAUCUGGCCCCACCGAGAGAGUGCAACAAAUAUUUUAAAACGUUCGUCAACUAACAGUAACAGCUUAACAACUCCCAUAAGAAUUGCAAUUUUGUCUGCUUCUUUUAACCCUCCUACAAAAGCUCACCUUCAACUGCUUAUACAGUCAGCAAUCGAUGUUAAACUUGAUUUAAAAAGGAUUUCCUCAACAAAGGAUGUGUCAUUCUUUGACGCUUGCCUCUUACUUUAUUCUGCAAAUAAUGCAGACAAACUUGUUUUACCAUCAGACGCGGGCCCAAUAGAUAGAUUGCUUAUGAUGGAGGCACUGGCCGCGCACAUUAAUUCAGUUCAUUAUAAUGAAGUUCAAAAUGUUGCUGUAGGAGUAUGUAGUCAUGGAAGGUUUUUGGACCAAGCAAAAGCAUUACUUUCAUUCUUUUCUUCUUCCAACAUUGGGAAUUCUAAUCCAAUGAAUGUUUCGCUCUAUUUCCUCAUGGGAUUUGAUACCAUAGUACGUUUUUAUGACCCAAAAUAUUAUUCGGAUAUACAUAAGGAACUUCAGACUUUUUUCGAAACGAGUUAUAUCAUUUGUGCAAAUCGUGAUGGAUAUGGCGGAGAGAAGGUUGAAGAAGAAUUUUUCGAGAGUAAAACUGUUGUAGAUCUUUCAGGAAAAGAAAAAGUAAUUCGAGUGAAAUUAGAUCAGGAAAUUGCAAAGAUGUCCUCUACUAAUGUUAGGAAAUUUAUAAGAGAAGAAUGUAGAAGUGACCAUAGUGACCGGGAGGAAAGGAUUAAGAAAAUUGUUUAUGAGAUGUGUCCGGAACCUGUUUCUGAGUUUAUUAUUGAGGAAG
This is a messenger RNA of Acaulospora colombiana, 940 nucleotides long. NCBI's taxonomy places the organism in Eukaryota, Fungi, Glomeromycota, Glomeromycetes, Diversisporales, Acaulosporaceae. The record is from the annotation of a GenBank genome assembly.